AUUCUUUUUCCUCGGCAGCAGGUCGUUUUUUGUUCUCAAUCGGUUUCCAUUUCCAGCAAGCGAGGGAGACGGGAGCCAUUAGCGUGAACAUUAACGGCAUAGGUUGCUAGCUAGCUGGCCCGAAUUACAAAUUCUCGUGUCGUAUGAGAAAUCACCGUGGAUCAUUUACAAAGAGGAGUCUGUACGACCUAGCAGAAACACCGAUUUCUUUCAUUUCCCCCCGUUUUCUUAAGACCGAGAAGGAGAAAGAAUAAAAACACAAAAUGGAGAACGAGAGCAAAUAUCUCCCAGAACUACUGGCUGAAAAGGAUAGCCUGGAUUCGUCGUUCACUCACGCGAUGAAACUUUUAUCUGCAGAGAUUGAGAGGAUUCAGAAAGGAGAGUCCAAGAAAGAGGAGGACGACACUUACCUGGACCUCUUCACCAUGAAGAACAUCAAAGUGAAGGAAAGGGUGCUGAUUCCUGUCAAGCAGUACCCAAAGUUCAACUUCGUGGGCAAAAUUCUGGGACCCCAGGGAAACACGAUCAAGCGAUUGCAAGAGGAGACCGGAGCCAAGAUCUCGGUCCUGGGGAAAGGAUCAAUGCGCGACAAGGCCAAGGAGGAGGAGCUGAGGAAAGGAGGUGAGCCCAAAUACGCGCACCUGUCCAUGGACCUGCACGUCUUCAUCGAGGUGUUCGCCCCCAUCCCGGAGGCCUACCUGCGCAUGGCCCACGCCAUGGAGGAGGUCAAGAAGUUCCUCAUCCCUCAGGACAUGAUGGACGACAUCUGCCAGGAGCAGUUCAUGGAGAUGAGCUACCUGAACGGCGGCCAGGAGGGCGGGGCCCGGGGCCGCGGAGGGCCCCCAGGCAGGGGCCGUGGGGCACCCCCACCUCCCUCACCUGUUGCCAGGGGUAGAGGAAUGCCUCCUCGAGGAGGCGCCCCGCGGGGCGGCCCGGCAAGGGGAGGGGUGUCCCGGGGAGGGCCCGCUGGCCGAGGCGUACCCCCGUCCCAGCCCGCCAGAGGGGGCGGAGCCAGCAGGUCCAGGCCCCCGGCGCCGGGCGCUCAGAGGAUGCUGCCCCCCCCGGCCCACUCGCACGCCCACCAGCACCAGCACCAGCACCAACACCAGCAGCAUCACCAGCAGCAGCACCAACACCCGCUCACACACCAGCACCAACACCAGCACCAGCAGCCCCACGCGCCUGUGCCUGAGCCCUACGAGGAAUACGGCUACGAGGAGAGCUAUACCGAGCCCGCGUACGAGAGCUACGAGAACUACUACAACCCCGCCCCUCAGGCAGACACGGAAUAUUAUGACUACGGGCACGGGGAAGCGCAGGAGGGCUACGAGUCUUAUGCUCAAGACGACUGGAACGGGACGCGCGUGCCCAGCGGAGGAAAGGCCCCCCCCACCCGGCAAGCCAAACCAGGGUACAGGGAUCACCCGUACGGAAGAUACUGAACCCGGCCCGGAGCGGGCGGCGCAGACGCCUGUGUGUUGCCCCGGCAACCGUCUGUGUCCCCCCCCCCCACCACAGUUCUUGCUUUUAACAUCCAGACAAAGUAAUUGUCCAUUAGUUUUGUGUUUCGUUUAGAUUUUUUUUUUUUUUUUUUGUUUGGUUUAGUUUUUUUUAGUUUUUUUUUUACUCUGGACUUUUUUCCCCCCAAUUAUUUUAAAAUUGGCUUCUGUAUGCUGAAAACUUCAGGCAUUUUAGGCAACACAGUUUGUUCACAUGCUUUUAUUUUGAAUUUUGUUUUGUCCUUCCCGCUUUAUCGCACUGUUGACAGUUUAAAAUGUUAUUUUUUUAAAUGGCUGGUUUAAAAAAGAAAGAAAAAAGAAAAAAAAAAAUCAGUUUCAAAAUGUGGAAAAAAAUAUCCUUGAUAGACUGUAUAGUUUAACAUCCUGUUAGUUUUGAAAGUUAAUUUGUGUUGCUUUAAAAAUGAUUCCGAUAAGUGGCAGUUGCAGAUUCCCAUUUAGGCUACAUUUCAAAAUUCUGUUCAGUAUUCAAAGAAAUUAAACCUUUAAUGUAAUCUUCAUGUAAUAUAGGCAACUAACUCUGAAGAAUGGGGGGAGGGGUUGUCGGCACCUUUCUGUAUAAAAUUAACUAGACUUAAAACUGCUUUUUUAAUUUAAUUUCACAAUAUUUUGGAUUGACAUAGAGUUUUGAAAUAUAGCCCAACUAGACACUGUUGAGAUGAUCCUUUAUCGUAUUCAGAGCUUUUGAUUGGCCGAUUCUUUUCCCAGUCCUCCAAUUGUAGACGGCCCUGGAGUCUUGGAGUGCCAGAGAUAUUGGGUUUAAUGAAGGCAAGUGACCCUGUGCUAUAGCUAGUCUGGCUAUUCACCCUUCUGACUCUGGAUAUUUUGGCUCAGAAUUGAUGAUCCAUUUCUUUGGCUGUCAAGCUGGGAUAGAAUGAAAACGCGAAAUGUCCCUUGCUCUCCUGGAACGGGUUCUGAUUCCAGGCCUUAUACCAUUGCAAAUUGCGUAUUGCUGUCGGCCACAACUGAUUUACCCUGGUCUGAGAAGGAUUUGGGACUACAUCUCUACAGGGUCUUUUUGUAAAGAGGGACACUGCAGCUAAACCCAGUACUUUGUACAUACUUAAAACUUCAAAUAACUGUACGUUGCCAUUUUAAAGCUGUACCUUCUCCAUAAAAAAAAAAAUGCUAGUGCAACUUGUGUAAGCUUGCCUAAAUAGGUAACUAAAUAUCUGUCCAAAAAUGUUUUGCAGCAGUUUGUCAAUAAAGCCUAGUUUUUUUUCUAUCAAAAUAAA
Messenger RNA from Anguilla anguilla (European eel), 2752 nucleotides. RefSeq names its product KH domain-containing, RNA-binding, signal transduction-associated protein 1-like. The record is from RefSeq and is a predicted model, not a curated record. The transcript is spliced from 9 exons. Gene Ontology annotation, molecular function: poly(A) binding; mRNA binding. Gene Ontology annotation, biological process: regulation of alternative mRNA splicing, via spliceosome. Gene Ontology annotation, cellular component: nucleus. The coding region runs from base 264 to 1442 and encodes 392 amino acids. NCBI's taxonomy places the organism in Eukaryota, Metazoa, Chordata, Actinopteri, Anguilliformes, Anguillidae.